Messenger RNA from Sphaeroforma arctica JP610, 3706 nucleotides. RefSeq lists its product as hypothetical. Gene Ontology annotation, molecular function: antiporter activity. The transcript is spliced from 5 exons. Gene Ontology annotation, cellular component: membrane. Lineage: Eukaryota; Ichthyosporea; Ichthyophonida. Gene Ontology annotation, biological process: proton transmembrane transport. Bases 114 to 2933 code for a protein of 939 amino acids. The record is from RefSeq and is a predicted model, not a curated record.
CAGUAUACCAAACGGUUACUGACAAGCCUUGGCGACAUCGUGCUCUGCACACUUGUUUAUCCAGAAUCACACUGUCAAUUUCGAAGAAAGUAUAGAAUUUCAUAUUUGUAAUAAUGGUUGGGGGUGCCGGAUCUAUCUUCGACGGCGUAUCUCCGCUUAGCAAUUCGACUGCUCUGCUGUUAUUCCAGAUGAUAUUCAUCAUCUUAACUUGCUCUAUUCUAGGAAAGCUCUUGGGUCUUGUACGUCAACCCAGGGUAGUUGCUGAAGUCCUGGGCGGCAUUUUGCUUGGGCCAACCGCACUUGGGCAGAUCCCGGGAUACAUGGAGACAAUCUUCCCUACGGAAUCGCUUGGCCAUCUCAAGACGCUCGCUGAGAUGGGGCUUAUUUUCUUCCUCUUCAUUGUUGGAUUGGAAAUGGACUUCCAGUUGAUGACGAAGAAUGUCAGGCAAUCGACCACUAUCGCGUUGGUCAGCACUGCCGUGCCUUUCGCAACGGGUUGGCUAGUUGCCUGGGUCUUAACCCUAAUACUUCCCGAUGAAAUACCGUCGAGCUAUGGUACAUUUGGGCUGUUUGUUGCUGUGUGCUUUUGCAUCACAGCUUUCCCCGUGCUGGCGCGCAUCCUGUCAGCCUUUCACCUGACGGGUGCAAGUAUUGGCGUAACCGCCCUGUCAGCCGCCGCUAUAUCGGAUGUGAUUGCUUGGGGUUUGCUUGCUUUGGUAGUGGCACUUGCGGGAGCUGGUUCCCCGAUCACAGCGCUUUACGUAGUGAUAUGCAACGGAGUCUUCGCCGUGUUUAUGUUCCUUGCUGUGAGACCGGCACUCACGAAGCUCUUUAUACAUCGUGGUUAUGAUGAAAUCUCCCAAGAGGUCGAUGAAAAACCAAAGCCGCUAUCGUACAUGGUGACGUCCAUUAUAUUUGUGAUUGUUUUGGCAGCGAGUUGGGCAACACAGGUCCUUGGAGUUGAUGCCAUAUUUGGUGCGUUCAUCACAGGUCUCAUAAUACCACGCAUGCAGACGGUACCUGUACAACUGAUGGAAGUUACAGAGCCUCUGGUCAGUAUUGUGCUGCUUCCUCUCUACUUCGCCUUCUCGGGAUUGAAGACAGACCUAACUCUCCUGAACACCGGCAUGAUCUGGGGUAUGACGGUAUUAGUGGUCAUAGCCGUGACCAUAUGUAAAGUCCUGCCCGUGAUGGCUCUCUACCGCUGGUUUGGAGGAUCUUGGGGUGACUCGAUUGCGCUCGGGUUCCUCAUGAAUACCAAAGGCCUGGUGGAGCUGAUUGUUCUUAACAUCGGAUUGCAGGCCAAUAUCAUCAGUCCGACAAUAUUCGGGAUAUUGGUGCUUAUGUCGCUGGUAACAACCUUCAUUACUUCACCAAUUGUAUCGGCACUGUGUCACCCCAACCGCCAGCCCAGUACCGCUGGCUCGCCAGACGAGGAUGACAUUAGUGCUACAACAAACCAUGCCACGAAUGUUUCCAAACUGCAUGCUUCCCUUAUCAAGGCUGAGCUAAGCAUAGCUGUGCACGUGGAAAACAAGCAUGAUACCAAACGGUUCUCUCGUCUGCUCGGCAUGUUGAUGGUAUUGGUAAAAGACAUCCUGCACAAAACUACAGUAAGCGAGACUAUCAUAGAUCCCGUGAACGUUGGCAGAUUCCAGGUACGAAAGAGUGUCGGAGCGGCCAACGCCCCGAAGCUUGUAUCUGACCUCCCAAAUCAGUCUAAUGCCCAGGAGAAUCAAGUGGACAGUGACACACAGAACAAAACCACAGGCGAUACUCCGAUUACGCAUACAUCUCAGCGCGGGCCACAAAUCACCACACUUAAGUUGUGUGCGAUACACGUGGUCUCCACCGAUGACACAUACGCCGGGAUCACGUAUGCGACGUCGUACUUCCCCAACACACGAGCUGUAACCGACUUCCAGGAGCUGUGCAACCAGUUCAGUGUUUCGUCCUAUCCAUUCGUGGCCUUAAACCACGAUACCGAGCGAAACGGCUGUGACCAGAUAGUUGCCGAGGUUGCAACCCUGCAGCAAGGGGUAGACACACUACUACUGACCUGGGAUAGGAACGCCGCCAUUCACGACGCCGAUGGCUUCACCAAGUGUGUACAAUUGAAGCGCAAGGUCGAUGUGCUCUCACCUGUCAUGCGCACAUGUGUGUAUAUCGACUCGGCUCCCCGUUCGGCAAGCUCGCACCUAUCGCGAGACAACUACGGCCGGGGUCGGGAGGCGACAGAUACAGCGGCGGAGUUACAGAUGUUUGUGCCGUUCUUGGGUGGAGCAGAUGCCAUCGAGGCCUGCGUCCUGGCCAUACAGAUCAGCAAUGCCGCCCAGGGCGUCUAUGCGCAGGUGCAUAUCGUGGACUACACACAGUGGCUGAAGCCGCCCACAAAGAAGGAGAACGGCAAGGGACUGUCUGAGAGUGUGCGUGCCAUGGCAGACAGCUCCUCCGUCGCAUCGAUCAUUGAGAUUGACGGAGCGAACAUGAACGACGUCUACGAACAGUCGCUGCGCGCCGACACCUUCCUGGAGUUCAUGUCCACCUACACACAGACGACCUCGACGGUGAAGCUCAGCAGUCCCACGCAGGCCGAGGAGUUACUGAUUCACGACCGCACAAAGCGUGUAGGGCCUGGCUACACCGGAGCCGAUCGUUUGGCGACCUGCUCCCAGCACUUUGGCAGUUUGAUUGCAGCGCAAAAUGCCACAGAUACGAGAGCGGGAACGGAAAGCGUAUUGGUUGUGUGCGGCGCUCGCCUGCCCCCUGUCGCGACGGCAGAUAUGAAGGUGGUUGUGCCAGAGGAGGCUUGUGUGGAGGGCCAGCUUGCGGCCCAGCUGUAUGAAACCGGCUAUAAUUUACCCCUCCUGAGCGUACGGGCGUGUGACACCAGAGGAGAGACGAGGCUACGGAACUCUGAGGACAUCUGUUGAUCUCUUAGAACGGUUGAAUGUGCCUGGCUGCAAACAUAACCGGCAUCAAUACCACCACAAGGCUUUUUGCUUUUGGCCAAUUACAGGAUGCCAAAUAACUACUGAUUCAGACUCCGGUUCACACUAAGCGAUGUUGGAGACGAGGCUAUUCGUGCCCAUCACCAUGGCAACCAUACCAUACAUAGAGGAGUGCUCAGGCUAAAUAUGAACACCCGUGAAAGGGGCUGCAUAAGUGCACACCUUGUGUUCAUACUAUACUCCACUGGAUCUAUUAACUACUAACUUACUGGACCUACCGACUACUACUAUUAACUACUAACGCGUGGCGGACAAGAGCCGACGCUGUGAAGGUCGAAGACCAAACUACCAGCUACCAUCACCACAGAAACAACACAAAAGCUACACGCUGUCUAUGUCACGGCGCUUGCUUCGCCGAUUGACCACACUACUAUCUCGGGUUCAAACAAGUGGCUAAAUCUGCAGUUAUUUAAGAGCAGGUAGAAGCAACAUUUGCCCACUUCUUGGCUAAGGUUGUGAAUUGUUAUAUUGGGUAUUUAUAUCUUGGAACAUAACUACAAGGUCGUAUAGCACUGCUGUAUGAGUGAUGACACCAGCAAGAGCUCGCCUUGGUAUCGCCAACUCGGCUCGACUCGGAAGUCGGAGAACUAGACUCGUGUUGCCAACGAAGACGUUAAAAACGCAGACGUUAAGAAUGAAGUAUAAACAGCGAGAACUAUGCACAAACGAAAACAUAAAUAAAAUGGUUAAGACUG